Lutzomyia longipalpis is the source of this 1638-nucleotide messenger RNA. RefSeq names its product probable cytochrome P450 313b1. The coding region runs from base 10 to 1521 and encodes 503 amino acids. The record is from RefSeq and is a predicted model, not a curated record. The transcript is spliced from 7 exons. NCBI's taxonomy places the organism in Eukaryota, Metazoa, Arthropoda, Insecta, Diptera, Psychodidae. Gene Ontology annotation, molecular function: oxidoreductase activity, acting on paired donors, with incorporation or reduction of molecular oxygen; heme binding; monooxygenase activity.
AGCGUGAAGAUGUUUCUCUCUGCGAUUUUUGUGAUUUUCGUGAGUUUUGUGUUGUACCAUUUGUGGAUCAGGAGGGAAAUGUUUAAAUUAUCACUGAAAAUGCCUGGACCAUUUAUGCUGCCAAUUUUGGGGAAUGUCCACGUAUUCCACGUAUGGGCUGGGAAAACCUGCGAGGAAUUUAUAACUAUUGUCCUGAAAAUAGCUAGUAAAUUCGCUAAUCCAUUCCAUUUCUGGUUGGGUACUGAGCUAUAUGUGGUUAUAUCGCAACCUGAAGAUAUGAAAGUGGUAUUGAAUGCUACAGAAUGCCUCGGUAGAGGUUCAGUGUACCAAUUUAUUCCACCAGUCCUUGGUGAUGGAGUCCUAACCAUGGAAGUGCAAAAUUGGAAGCGACAUCGUAAAUUCAUGAAUCCCUCCUUCAGUGUGAGCAUCUUGCAGAGUUUCUGUCCAAUUUUCAAUGAGAAGGCAAAGUUGCUUGUGAAACGUGUUCAUAAAUUUAUGGAAGAAAAUUCACAGCCUGUGGAUUUUUAUUCAUUUAUGGAAGCUUUUUCUCUGGAUACAGUUUGCGAAACGACAAUGGGGUCAAAGAUGAACAUUCAAGAAGGUCAAAAUACAGAAUAUCUCAAGGGAGCCAAUGAUUUGAUGAUCUGUAUGGCGAAGCGUACAUUAAAUCCAUUCUAUCACUUGGACUUCUUCUACAGAAGGAGUGCACUCUAUAAAUUGCAGGAGAGUGGUAAAAAAGUCGUUUUAGGUUUUGUAAGUAAAGUCGUGGAGAGGAAGAAGGAGCAAUUUUAUGCUACUAAAUCCAAUGCGGAACAUGAAGAAAAGGAUAGAUCAUCAAAUGUUCAUAUUGAUCAACUUCUCAGCUUAGCGGAUUGCAAUGAAAAGUUAUUCACAGAAGAAGAUGUUAAAACGGAAGCUGGAACACUUAUUCUUACGGGAUUCGAGUCAACAGCUCUGAGCCUCUCGUAUUGCAUCCUCAUGAUUGCUAUGCAUCCAAAUGUUCAAGAACGGCUAUACGAUGAAAUAAUUUCCGUUACAGGAAAUUCAUACAACAACGUAAACUACGAAGAUAUUGGAAAAUUUCGAUAUAUGGAACAGGUUAUAAAGGAAACUUUACGACUCUUCCCAGUAGUUCCAAUCGUGGCUAGAUCUGUUAGUGCUCCAUUUCAAUUAAAUUCCUACACAAUACCCAAAGGAGUUAAUAUUGUCUUGGCCUUUAUACUUAUGCAUCGAAAUAAAUCUCUCUGGGGGCCAGGUGCACACAACUUCGAUCCCGAACAUUUCUCAGACAGUUCCACCGAGAAGAUGCAUCCGUAUGCCUUCCUACCCUUCAGUGGUGGACCACGGAAUUGCAUGGGAAUAAAAUAUGCAUAUGUGGUAAUGAAAAUAGCUCUAAUGCAUCUUCUGAUUAAUUUUGAAUUCUCAACGGAACUUAAACUACAAGAUCUCACCCACCGCUUUGAAGUUACGCUGAAACUUGUGAAUAAACAUAUGGUUCGUAUGAGGGCACGAAAAGCUUAAAUUGCCUUCUAUAUUGAGUUCUAUUCCUCUCUGUAUACCGCUUUUAAUUGAUGUUCAAUAAUGGUGUCGAGGGGAGUACUACCUGUGUUUGUUUUUAAUUUAAAUUUUGGAUUAGAA